AUGACACAGGUCAUCUCUUUGGUUACGCCGUCCCAGGCUAUGACCCCGGCCCACUCCUCCCCCAUGGGUUCUGAUGACUACGGCAGACCCCGGUUUCGUGCCUUGCCUGAUACUCCGGACUCACCCAGUCCUCGCACUUCUGGUCUGAGUAGAAAACGUGCUGCUUCCAUCAACACUGUUGAUGCAAGUUACGGUCGACUUGAGAGGCUCCAGUUGAGCACGCCUACCAGCAUGGCCAGUAAUGAGGGGACAAGAGAUAUUUGUCUCUGUGCUCCGGUACCAAAGAUUCCCAGACCUCGAAAUGCAUUCAUACUAUAUCGUCAGCAUCAUCAAGCUCAGGUUGUUGCUCGGAAUCCUAAUCUAUCUAACCCUGACAUCUCAAAGAUCAUUGGAGAGCAGUGGAAAGACGAACCCCAAGAAGUCAAAGACAACUGGAAGGGCCUGGCAGACGAAGAAAAGCAACGCCAUCAAAGACAGUACCCUGACUAUCGUUACCAACCUAGACGUGGAAACAAGUCUCAGGGGCUCAGAUCUGGCUCUUUGUCAGGAGACGAAUCUGGCCGAUGUCCCAGGUGUAACCUGCGCUGCAUUGUGACUCCCCAAACACCUUCUACCCCGUUUCCUACACUAUCAACACCAGAAGAUAAAGCUAUCCCGUAUCCAUACACACAAGGCUUGCGAGGUGAGGAAGCAGAGGCAGCUCGCCGUGGAAGUUAUGGUAACUUGCCUGUUAUGAGACAGCGUUUUCCAUUGCAGCGACCUGCGUACCGAGAUAUAGAUGACUAUGGGCCCGAGACUCCAGAGAUGAAGAGGCGCCGUUUCAACUCAACUGGUGGCUACCACGCUGUAUCCUCACCUGGAGCACGAACAAUGUCGAUGGGUGCGCCUCACCCACGGCCAUAUCCCGUCACUCCUCUCCCUGAGCCGCACUUUCCUCGAUCAAAGUCUGGUCCAAUGCCUCCCCCUCCGCGACCUGCAGCUGGAGGACCAUGGCCUGACCAAGAAUACCGCAGCCGAAACCCCUACGAUGAGUCUCUUCGGCUCCCUCCUCUGCAGACUGCUGGACCAAUGUCGCCCACAACAGCAACAGAAGUCGACAUUCGACAAUUGCAAACCCCAGUUACUGGGCUUGGGAUCUCUCACCCUCGGGAUCCCCAAGCUAGAAGCGUCGAGGCCAUGGUUAUGUCUAUCCCGUUCGUUCGCAAGCUGGGGGUCCUUUCCAAGAUCAACCGUACCGCGAUUGGCACUAUUGAACCUGGUAGCAAGGGAGCCGAGAAGCGAGGUGCUGUAAUUGCGAUUGAGGGACCAAAGCCGCGACUGUUGAAGCAGGUUGCUUCCCUAGUUGAGAGAACCCUCUUGCUAUCUAACGAGGUGGUACUCAAGACAUGGGGCAAGGAGCUAGAUGACGAGUCAAGAACUGAGCGACGGGGUUCUCGGAGCGAGGAAGAAUCACUGGAUCCCGAAACCCAAUUGGCAUCAUGUUUCGAAACCAUGAUCCAUUGGCACAGAAAGUCACGAGAGAUGGUAAAGCACAUUACCGGUCACACCGGGUCGCCGACCAGCUCCAAGAGUGAGAAGGAGAGGGAGUCCGAGUCCCCAGUUUCUCGACGCGGCUCUGUGGACGAGGACAAUGCUUCCAAGGGGAGCCGAGAUGGCGCAAAGACAAAGACACCUGUGGCACUGAUCAAGGAAGGGUUCAGUCUCACUCUUUCGGACGAAUUUGCUUGUACAGUGCCCAUAUCUGAUUCGUACGCACCUGUCGAUCACUGGCAAUGGAUGGCCACUCUCUGGCGUGGCACUGUAGAUCCUGACCUUGUGGUGUACGUGAAGCCUAGUCUGGAGGAGGAGAUUGCUCAAUUUGGAUCAGUCGAAAUAAAAGAUGGGCUUAUGACUGUCAGAAUCGCUGUGGGCAAGGACAUGGAUGAGGCCACUGAGCGACGUCUAGCCUUUGAAGUGGUCGAGUGGGUAAGAGGCGGCAGCUUCCGACAGAGUCGUGACAAGUCACAAUGA
This is a messenger RNA of Fusarium venenatum, 2010 nucleotides long. RefSeq lists its product as uncharacterized. Gene Ontology annotation, molecular function: RNA polymerase II cis-regulatory region sequence-specific DNA binding; DNA-binding transcription factor activity, RNA polymerase II-specific. Gene Ontology annotation, biological process: cell differentiation; anatomical structure morphogenesis; negative regulation of transcription by RNA polymerase II. NCBI's taxonomy places the organism in Eukaryota, Fungi, Ascomycota, Sordariomycetes, Hypocreales, Nectriaceae. The record is from RefSeq and is a predicted model, not a curated record.